UCGGUGGGCCGGGUGAAGGUAGGGCGGUUGGAAUUGAAGAUGGCGGCGCGGAGUCAGGGCGCAGUCGGCAGUGGUGGUGGGCACUGCCACUCCCGCCUCCUUCUGGCCGUCUUCCUCAGCGCUCUGAGGAGUUCGCUGGGCACGACGCACUGGAUUGUGACCGAGGACGGAAAGAUUCAGCAGCAGGUUGAUUCCCCUCUUAAUCUGAAACAUCCCCAUGAUUUGGUAGUAUUUAUGAGACAGGAAGCUACAGUCAACUACCUCAAAGAACUGGAAAAACACUUAGUUGCUCAGAAAAUUCAUAUAGAAGAAAAUGAAGAUCGAGACACAGGUUUGGAACAGAGACAUUACAAAGAGGAUUCUGACUGCAUUAAAGCCAAAGUGCCUCUUGGAGACCUCGAUCUUUAUGAUGGAACAUUCAUUCCUCUGGAAAACAAGGAUAUCAGCCCUGAAGAAUACAUUGAUACAAAGGCCCCAUUACCUCAAGACCUAGACACACCAGAUUGCACAAAAAUGAUGGAUCUUCCAUUUAGUAUUCAUGCUUUUCAGCAUUUGAGGGGUAUCCAAGAACGGAUUAAUCUUACAGCACCAGUGUUAUCAAAAGAAGACCCCAUCUUUAUCAGCUUAUCAAGAAGAUUAGGUAGAAGUAUUGAAGAAAUAGGCCAUAGAAUUAAUGCGGCCUUGUUGAAGAAUACAUCAUCAUGGGUAUUGUAUAACAUGGCUUCAUUUUAUUGGAGGAUGAAGAAUGAGCCAUAUCAGGUGGUCGAAUGUGUCAUUCGGGCAUUACAUUUUUCUCCACGGCAACAUAAAGAUGUAGCAUUGAUGAAUUUGGCCAAUGUCUUGCACCGAGCCCAUUUCUCAGCAGAUGCAGCCAUACUGGUUCAUGCAGCAUUGGAUGUAUCCACGGACUUUCUCACAAGUCAUUACACUCUUGGAAACAUAUAUGCUAUGUUAGGAGAAUAUAACCAUUCAGUGCUAUGCUAUGAUCAGGCAUUGCUUAUAAGGCCAGGUUUUGAACAUGCUCUGAGAAGGAAACAUGCUGUCCUGUGCCAGCAGAAAUUGGAACAAAAAUUGGAGGCACAGCACAGAUCUUUGCAGCGAACGUUAAAUGAACUAAAGGAAUACCAGAAGCAGCAUGAUAAUUACCUGAGGCAGCAAGAAUUGCUGGAGAAGCACAAAGUUAUGCAAGAUGAGCAACUGCUGAGAAAUAUAAUCCAUGAAACACAAAUGGCUAAAGAAACUCAGCUAGGAAACCACCAGCUUUGUCGUUGGGUUAACAAACAGCAAAUUUUACACUGCCAGUGGGAUCGUCCUGUGCGCUAUACCAGAGGAGAUCUUUUUGAUACAGUAGAACAUGUACAGUUUGGAGAGGAUAGUUCCACCUCAAGUAUGAUGCCCGUUGAGAUGAAGUUAACGAUGAAUAUGACAUGGGACAGCAUACAGCAGCAAUUUCCAUCAUCACCAACAGGUCGAUCAGUGUUGAAUAUAUGGGGAAAAGAUUUCUCAAGCUACAAUGAUAUACUAUGGCCAAAAAGAUUGGACUGUAUACACACUUAUCCCACUCUUCCCAAGGCAGCUGAUCUUCCAACAUAUUUUCUACCUCCAGAAUACAAAGGAUUUGGUGUCCGAUCAUUUCUGAUGCCUUCAGGAAACCAAGAUAGAGACAUGGCUGGCAGACCUCCUGACUGCUCUUCCAUGUUAGAUUUCCACAGUAAUGAACAGCUUUAUCAACUAGUGAAAGAACUGGAAAAUACACCAGACUUGAAAUCAGGAAUACCAGACUACUAUGCCAAACAGGCUCUGUUUUCUCACUUGAGUAUUAUAGAGGAACAAGUUGGAGAAGUUAUCUCUCAAGCUAUUGAAAAGCAAACUGCUCCAAUGUGGUUACUAUUGAAUGAAGCUGGUUUGUACUGGCGAGCUAUUGGGAAUACAACUUCUGCUCUUGACUGUUUAAGACAAGCAUUGAAUCUGGUUCCAGAAGAUUACAUGGAUAUUCCACUUGUCAACCUGGCUAAUCUUCUAAUUCACAUUGAGCUACAUCAGGAUGCUGCUGCUCUUUUGCAAAAAGCACUGGCUAUUAACGGCACAGAGCCACUAACACUUCUAAGCUUAGGGAAUGCCUAUCUGGCUCUCAGGAACAUUAGUGCUGCUCUUCAAGCCUUCAGAACAGCGCUGGACAGAACAACUAGAUGCCCUGAAUGUGACAGCAACCUGAAGUUAAUCCGCUGCCUACAGUUCUAUCCUUUUUUGUAUAACCUUACAUCAUCUAAGUGUACAGAAGACCAUUGUUACAACAUAGAACAUGACUUAUCAGCUCAUGAACAUCAAAAAUAUUUUACCAAUCCAGAAAAGAUGAUAGAGUCCUCAGAGGAAGCCGUCCUUGAAGAAGCUUCCCAGCUGUCUGGAGACUUAACAGGGGAUUCAUCAUCAUCGGAGCUUAAAUCUGUAAUUAUAGCAGAAAACAACAGCACUAAUGAAAGAGAAAUUCCCAAAACCUUGAAGACUGAUGAAAAUCCAUCUGCCACAUCAGAAGUUUUUGAAAAUACUUGGCCCUCAGAAAAAGACCUUUUGGGAGCAUUUGAAGGAGCAUUUGAGGUUAAAGGUCACCGAGUGGACCUACAGGGGAUUCGGGUUUUAAAGAAAGGUGUCCAGGAUGGAGUACCAGGAUCCUGUUUUGGAGAUUGUGAAGAUGAUGAUGAUGACGAAGCUGAAUGGAUAACUGUCCAAGUUAAACGUAUUAAGAAGUCAAAAAUAGACAGUGUAGAUAAUCCAGACUACAGUAUUCGAAGCAGUGAGAAAAGUGACAGUUAUCUCGUAACUGAGGAAGAUGAUCGUUAUCGUUCUGCAUUUGAAAUAAGUGGGCCUAAAAUACCAUCACCAGGACCACAAGGAAAGAAGCGAGAUUAUAUCAGCCUUGGAUGGCCUAGCCCUGAUGAAUGCAUGAAAAUCCGUAGAGUGGAACUCACAAUGGUUGCAAGCACGUGGCUAGCAGUUUCUGCCAAAAAUAUAGAUAUUACAGAACAUAUUGACUUUGCCACGUGCCUGCAAGAGCCAGCAGUAGAACCUGUUUGUAAUGCCAAUCUUCCUGCCAGUAUGCACACUUUAGACCAUUUACAUGGUGUAGCGAGUCGACUCAGUAUUCAUUAUACUGGAGAAAGCCAAUUGAAGGAGGUUUUACAAAAUCUAGGCAAAGACAAUUAUCCAUCCCAGUCAUUUGAGCAGGUUGGAACACGAAUAGCCAAAGUGUUAGAAAAAAAUCAAACUUCCUGGGUGCUUUCAAGUAUGGCUGCACUUUAUUGGAGAGUUAGAGGUCAAGGAAAGAAGGCUAUUGACUGCUUACGUCAAGCAUUACACUAUGCACCUCAUCACAUGAAACUUUUCAGAUGCAGCUUGCUUAGGAAAAAUUACCUUAAGAUGCUUCUUCAAACACCCUUUCAAACGAACAAAGAUGUUUACCCUGAAUUCAACAGAACAGUUUCAUUAUCAGCAAUGGAAAAUCAGCUAAACAGCUUGUUCUGAGUAAGCUUUCCUCCUGCUCUGUUUUUAGAAGGCUUCCUUGCAGCUGAACUAGAUUUUAGAAAAAACAAAAACUCUCCACCACUCACUGAUCAAAACUGGACUCUAAUGGUCUACAACAAUGGAAGCAGUUAUCACCAGUCAUCUGAUUUCUAAAAAGCCUUGUUUGAGAAAAAUCACCAGAGUCCACAGUGGACUUGCAGUUACUACUUUUAAAUGAUUCCAGGUAUUUCCACAAAACAUGAAAUCAAUCAAUUUUAUGCGAUCCUUUAAAACUUAACUUAUCCAAGCAAUCUUCAUAAUAUAUUUUAGUGUACCUCCUUCUCCUUUUACCUCCUUUUAAUUCCAAAAUUCAGUGAAUGUUCAUUUGCUUAAAGCAUUUUCUGAAGAUUAGCAUGGGGGGAGUCCAAUGAGUUCACAAUCUCCUUUGUUUCUGUUCCCAAUGAAGAAUCUAUGAUUUCAAAAGUUUGGAGAUUACGUAUAAUGCAGAAAUAUCAUGGACAUUGGGGAUUUAACAAACCUAAGGAGGACAUAUGAUUGGUCCCUGUUUUAAUCUGUUUCAUUUUGAUGUCUUCUAAUGAGGCAUGUGUUCUUGGUUAGUAUCAUGAGUUUUGUUUUCAAAAUUGGUUUCAUCCCAAUCUAGUGUAGGACUGUAACACUGGAUCGGCGUCAUUUUGCAGUGGCAUUUGUCACUUCCUGACCUUUCUCUGGAUGCUGACCUACCAGCUCUCAGCCUUUCCUACUCCCUAAUCCACACUUUCAUUGCUGACUCCUGAAGCUGUCCUCACGUAAAGCCCUUGGUCACAGUAAGAUUCAAGAUUAAGUGGUGGUGGAGAGAGGUUUCAGGAAGCAAGAUCAUCUGCAAGUGGAACCUAAUAAGAAAGUUAGCAUAUUAAUUUUGUAUUUUAUGUUGAAUGUUUUUAAAUUUAGAAUCAUGGACCAGCAUCCCCACAGUGCAACUAGUGGCCAUUUGGCCAUUGAGUCUGUACUGACCGUCCGAAGAGCAUCCCACCCAGACCCCCCCCCUCUCCUCUUCCCGUACACUGCACUUACCUUGGCUAAUCCACCUAGCCUACAUGUCCCAGGACAUUAUGGGACAAUUUAGCACGGCUAAUUCACCUAAACUGCCCAUCUUUGGCCUGUAGGAGGAAAGCUGAGCACCUGGUGGAAACCCACGCAGACAUCCAGUGAAUAAGGAGGUCUUCCAGGAACAGUGGGUGGUGGUAGGUUGGGGCUAGAACUGGGCAAGAGCUGUGCCACAAAAGCAGGGUACGUAUUAAUGAAAUAGGUUUGGUGAGAUCACUGAGAGAUUCUGGGCAACUUCACAAGAGAGAAGCCCUCUGUGAAACUUGAUAAAACCGGAACUAAGCCAAAAAAAAGUAUUCAGCCAAGUGUCUUUUAUCAGCAAUAUUCAAGUUCAGUACCACUAAGUAAAUGUACAUUCGUUUGUGAUUUUGACUAGAUUUUGACUAAAGUUUGCCAUUCCUAGCUUCAAAAGAUUGAAUAUUCUUGAUUUAGGACUUAAACCUAUUUAAUUAAUCAUCUAGACAUAAAAAUUGCAGCUGUAGCCACCAUGCCUACCUUAACUGCUUUUGCAGACCUUGCUAAUGCUACUGUUAAACUGAGGAAAACUGUUUUGCCUUACUGUUAUCCACCAAACCUUGUACAGGAUUCACAAGGUAUUGAGCCUUUGGAAUUGUGAUAAUCCAAAUUAAGGUAAUAAACGUUUGGAAAUACGUGAUAUGAAAUUAUACCAAAUCCAUCGUUACACAAAAGAUGAGAAGUUAUUUUAAUAUUCAUGGAAUUUUUUGACUAAAGGUGUUCAAUCUAAAAUAAUUUCUCUCUGCGCAUGCUGUUAGAUUUGCUGCAUAUUUUCAGAAUUCCCUUUUAAUUCUAAAUUUCCAAUAUCUGAAAAAUGUUACUUUUGUGUUAUUGAUUAACUUAGUUUUGGAGACAGUCCUUGAUAUUCAAGUUUGCAGGUUGUUUAAUGAUCAUCUCCUGUAGAUGAUCUAACAUUGAGAUGCAGUAAACUGGAUUGAAAAGUCUUAUUGAUUCC
Molecule: messenger RNA, 5572 nt
Organism: Chiloscyllium plagiosum (whitespotted bambooshark)
Lineage: Eukaryota; Metazoa; Chordata; Chondrichthyes; Orectolobiformes; Hemiscylliidae
Source: RefSeq, a predicted model, not a curated record